UUCUCUUUCCUUCCUUCCUUCCUAAUUUCCCAUCAUCUUCCUCUUUCUCUGACGUUGUCCCCUUCUUAGCCACUGCGUCUUCACUCUCUCAGCCAUGGCGUCCAUGGCCAACCUCCGCGUCUACUCGCUUGUUUCUCUGCAAUGCCUGGCAGUGCUCCUGUUCUCAGUCGCGGCGAAGAAGACGUACAUCGUCCACAUGAACCACCACCAGAUGCCCCCUUCCUUCGCCACUCGCCGCGACUGGUACGCGUCCAACCUUCACUCCCUCUCCUCCUCCUCUGACGACGAAGCCGCCACCUCCUCCUCCGACCCCCUCCUCUACACCUACGACGCCGCAUUCCACGGCUUCGCCGCCUCCCUCGACCCGGACGAGGCCGACUCGCUCCGGGCGUCCGCCUCCGUCCUCGGCGUGUACGAGGACACCGUCUACGACCUCCACACCACCCGGACGCCGGAGUUCCUCGGCAUCUCCAACGACCUCGGCCUGUCGGAUCCGCAGGAAGGCCCGAGCGGGAAGCGGCGCGCCUUCGGUGACGUCAUCGUCGGGGUCCUGGACACGGGGGUUUGGCCGGAGUCGAAGAGCUUCGACGAUUCCGGCAUGCCCGAAGUGCCGGCCCGUUGGAAGGGCGUGUGUGAACCGGGCCCGGACUUUAGCCCGAAGUCGUGUAACAAGAAGCUAAUCGGAGCUCGGUUCUUCUCCAGGGGGUAUCACAUGGCUUCUGGUGCGAAUAUCGUGAAGAAGCCUAAGGAAGUGGAGUCGCCGAGAGACCAGGACGGGCACGGGACCCACACGGCGAGCACCGCGGCUGGGUCGCCGGUGUCCAACGCCAGCCUCCUCGGGUACGCCAGCGGGAGGGCGCGCGGGAUGGCCGCGCGCGCACGCGUGGCCGCCUACAAGGUCUGCUGGAGCUCUGGCUGCUUCGGGUCGGACAUCCUCGCGGGGAUGGACCGAGCCAUCCUCGAUGGUGUUGACGUCCUCUCGCUCUCCCUCGGUGGCGGGUCCGCCCCGUAUUACCGCGACACGAUCGCCAUCGGCGCGUUCACUGCCAUGGAGAGGGGAAUUUUUGUCUCUUGCUCGGCUGGAAACAGCGGGCCGGCGAGGGCUUCACUCGCCAAUACAGCACCUUGGAUCAUGACCGUCGGCGCCGGAACAAUUGAUCGUGAUUUUCCGGCAUAUGCCCUGCUAGGCAACGGCAAGCGCUAUGCCGGAGUGUCGCUCUAUUCAGGGCCUAGGAUGGGGCAUAAUCCCGUGGCGGUGAUUUAUAACAGAGGGUCUAAUAGCUCGAGCAACCUGUGCUUGCCUGGGUCGCUCAACCCAGCCCUCACGCGUGGGAAGGUGGUGUUGUGCGACCGGGGGGUGAAUGCCCGAGUUGAGAAAGGCGAGGUGGUGCGGGAAGCGGGCGGGUUGGGGAUGAUACUUGCGAACACGGCUGCGAACGGGGAGGAACUGGUGGCCGACAGCCACCUGAUCCCGGCCGUCGCAGUGGGGAGGAAAAUGGGGGAUGUGAUAAGGGAGUACGUGAAGAGCGACGCUAGUCCGACGGCGGUGCUCAGCUUCAGAGGGACGGUGGUGAACGUCAGGCCGUCGCCAGUGGUGGCAGCAUUCAGCUCCCGGGGGCCCAACGUGGUGACACCGCAGAUACUGAAGCCGGACGUGAUUGGGCCCGGGGUUAACAUAUUAGCCGCUUACUCGGAGGCGGUGGGGCCCACCGGGCUGGAGUCCGAUAAGCGGAAGACCCUGUUCAACAUAAUGUCAGGUACAUCCAUGUCGUGCCCGCACAUAAGCGGAGUCGCGGCGCUGCUCAAAUCCGCCCAUCCGAAUUGGAGCCCGAGCGCGAUCAAGUCGGCUCUCAUGACCUCCGCCUACGUCCUGGACAACACCAGGUCUCCUCUCCGGGACGCCGCCGGGGGCGCGUUCUCCACUCCCUGGGCUCAUGGCUCGGGCCAUGUGGACCCGCAGAAGGCCCUCUCUCCCGGCCUCGUGUACGACCUUGCAGCGGAAGACUACAUCGCCUUUCUCUGCUCCCUAGACUACACCAUCGACCAUGUGAAAGCCAUCGUCAAGCGCCCCAACGUCACCUGCUCCCGUAAAUUCUCCGACCCUGGCGAGCUCAACUACCCGUCGUUCUCGGUGGUGUUCGAGGACAAGAGGGUCGUGAGGUACACUCGCGAGCUGACCAACGUGGGGCCCGCAGGGUCUACAUACGAAGUGUCGGUCACGGGCCCGUCGACGGUUGGGGUGAUGGUGAAGCCGAUGAAGCUCGUCUUCCCGAACGUUGGGGACAGGAGGAGUUACACUGUCACCUUCGUCUCGAAGAAGGGCACGAACCCGAUGACAAGGUCGGAGUUCGGCAGCAUUGUUUGGAGCAAUGCCCAGAACCAAGUUAGGAGUCCGGUGGCCUAUGCUUGGACCAAGUUGGUGAGCUGAGUGCAGUUAGAUGUUUUUCAGGGCUUUCCGGAGCGGCGAUUCGACUUUCCCCUCGACUGGCUCAGUUACGAGCUCUGCUGCUACUAAUGACUGAAAGUAGCUUUUUUCUCAACCGACUAGGGCGGAAUCAAUGCGACGCCAUGCCGUGCCGUGUUGCCAUUGAACUAGCAAAUUCCAUAUGUAGUCUAGGAUUGAAGGGGGGAAGGAAGAGUGAAAUUUGUACUUUGAUGCAACAGAAGCGUGAGACCUGAGGUCUUUGUUUUUUUUAACAAACCUCAAAACAAGGAAACUCUGGGACCGAUAAGGAAGUUUUCCUUUUCCGGAAGCACCUCAUAGUAUUGUGUUUACUUGUGUGCUUAUUUGCUUGGAGGCUAUCGUUAAAUGUUCCAA
Rhodamnia argentea is the source of this 2818-nucleotide messenger RNA. Its product is annotated as subtilisin-like protease SBT1.8. The transcript has 3 exons. Bases 95 to 2428 code for a protein of 777 amino acids. Gene Ontology annotation, biological process: proteolysis. The record is from RefSeq and is a predicted model, not a curated record. Lineage: Eukaryota; Viridiplantae; Streptophyta; Magnoliopsida; Myrtales; Myrtaceae. Gene Ontology annotation, molecular function: serine-type endopeptidase activity.